UGACAUAACCACAACGAGGUGAGGCACAGUGUUUAUCGAAAAUAUCAGUUUUUGCGCAUAAUUUGAAUGUGACUGUGUUUACAAAGUGUUUUAAAUUGCACCCCAUGAAAAUGUCUUACACCCUGAUGCGUCAUUUACGCCGAACGGUGUUAUUAAGUCACCAAAUUCGGGUGGAGAGUACGAUGACGAAUGUUACCCAGGAAGACUUUGUCUUUCGCCCUCCUAUUGCCCAAUGGGGCAAGGUUAUACGAGAAGCAGAGAAGAUAGUUGGAUAUCCGACCUCUUUUAUGAACUUACGAUGGCUUUUGAGCGACGAAUUUGCUAAUAUGGCCAUGCAUUUACGCAAAGUUGCAGACACCAACCACCCAAUCAUAAAGACGGCCAAAACUGUCCUCUACAACGAACACAACAAUCUUCAACCGUGGGGUUUGAUCAUCCUCCUCCUCUCCAAAGCUAUCAACCCGUCAACCUCACAACUGCAAACCAACACCGUCGUUGAACAACAACGAAUAUUGGCAGAGUUAACGGAAAUGAUUCGCACGGGACACUAUGUGCACCGUGGCUUGUUAAACAUACCAAUAGAAGAACGAGGUAAAAAUACAGAUACAGAAAUGUUUGCAAACAAAAUUGCUAUCUUGAUUGGUGACUAUUUACUUGUAACUGCAAACGGGAUGCUGGCACGAUUGAAAAACCAGGAUUUAUCCUACUUGAUAUCAACAGCAUUAAGAGACAUGAGUGAAGGGGAGUUCUAUGGCCAACGGGACAAGCAAAAUAUGCCGUUACCUGGAAGACCAAGUACAAAAAGUAAUGAUAAUUUCAUAAUAAACAGUGAUACGUUACCCUUAGAUGUAACAGAUUGUGCAGGUUCACCGGUGAAAGAGUGGACUUUACGGACUUUGUAUAAUGGUGGUUCGUUGUUUGGCCGUGGGUGUCAAGGGGCAUUGCUCCUAGCCGGUCAAAAACUAGAACAGCAAGAAAUAGCAUAUCUCUUCGGCUGCCAUUUAUGCUUAGCAUGGCAAGCUGCGAGUGAACUUCAAAAGUUCACGUCAACGAACAAAGAAAACUACUCUUUAGUAAGUGCACCUGUAUUAUUUGCAUUAAAUGAAAACCCAGAUUUGUACAAAAGUAUAGAAAAGGAAAAAAGUAAUAUAACUAGGAUAGAUUUAGAAGCUUUGAAGUUCUCCAUUUUGAAAACGGAUGCAGUUGAAAGAACUAAGUUAUUGUAUGUUGAAAAUGCUAAAAAGGCGGAGGAAUAUGUCGAGAUGUUUGGUGAUAGCGAAUCUAUUAAUGCUAUUAAAAGAUUAAUCAAAACCUUGUAAUAGAGGCUUGAUAAAUUGCGUAAAAACUUAGUUCAAUACAGCUUAAGGAGGAUUUCAAAAUAAACAUGUUACCAAGAUAAUACACAUCUCUGUUACUAACUGUUAAUAAUAAUUUAUGGUGCUAAAGUUACCCAAUAAAAAUGUGCAUCAAAUUAGUGAAUGAAAUCAAUAAGGAACUUUCCAGGCUAUGUUCACCGAAAACAAUUUUUAAACAAAUUCUACAUACAUGUUAAUUACAUAAGUUGUGCACGUCUGUAAUUGGUGCAAACACUAGUACUAGCCUUAAGAAAGUUUUAUUAAUUGUUGUGUGUUUGUACUGUUGAUGUGCCUAAUAAAUAAAUAAUAAAUAAAAAUAAAAAAACAAUAUAUAUGGCGUUGUACAGCUUUAACGUGACAAUUACAUAAUUAUUCCAAAAUACAAUGUAAUGGCAGAAGCACAUAUUAAAAUAAUUGUUGUUUGAUAUUUGGAUCUAAUAAUAUUGUUAAUAUUGCUUCUCUUUGUUUUGGUCAGAAUAAUAAUGGGUGGAAGAUGUAAUAGUGCCUGGGUGUAAAAAGGGUCAUCAUUUAUAUCCAAAAAUAAAGAUAAAAUAUAGAUAUGUCUGUCAUCCACGAAAUUAGAAGGUAAAACGAAGGAAAAUCUGUACAGCGCCAUCUAUAUUGUUUGUGAGAAACAUAGCCUGGAGAGUCCCUUAUUGAAUCAAUUAGACUGAUAAAAUGUAGUUAUGUCUGAAUGGAUGGCUGCAAGUUAUCUUCCGAUUUCUUUGUAUGUAGCUGUUCCUGUCACUUUAUAUUUGUGUAUCAAUACACACACACAAUUUAUGUAUAAAUAAAUCACCUGAUACCUGAUAUUUCAAUUCAAAGUAGAUAGAUAAAAAACAUUUAAAAAGAAAAUAGGAUGCAUGUGUCAUAUAAUAAUCAUUCAUUAAUUAACUAUAUUUAGUAAAAUAUUUAUUGAAAGAUAUAAAAAACGGCCCAUCAUCACAGUUAAUUAAAAAGUUAGCCAAUGAUCUCAAACACAGUGAUCUAAUCAAGAUUAAUUGCUACAUAAAAAUACCUUUGUUCAUAAAAUAAUGUUUUACGAAAUGAGUUUUCAUUUAAUUUUCAGCGGGCCUAGCACCGUAAGCACGCGACUCUUUCUCGCCGUGACAGAGAUCGUCUGUCUCUUUCUGUGCAGUACUGUGAGAGAGUGACGGGUGACGUAUGUCGAGGCGAGAAAGAGUCGCGCGCUUACGGUGCUAAGCCCGCUGAUAUUAUAAGCUUGCCCAGUUAGCAAAGACAUUUUUUUUGUUUUGGUUUUCCCUGAAGGGCAAGGCAAGAGGAACCAUGCCCAUACAGCCAAAUCUUAUUUAUUUUUUGUUAUUGAUGAUGAUUAAUGAAAUGAUGAAAGUUGUUGACGAUGAAUGAUGAAACCUAAGCCCCCACACUCGAAGCAGACUCCUACUUCGAAACCUAAACGAAUUAACUCACCCCGCAUAAACUUUCGAGUUAUGAAGCGGCUUGGGCCGAAGAGAAAAUAAAUAGGUACACUUUGUUUAUUGAAUAUUCCGUUAUUAACACUAUCGCGAAAGUUUUCCGACUAACUUAAUGCGAUCAUUAACCACAAAACACCACUUCAUAUUAAUUAUAAAGAAAGCAACCGAGUCGUUCACGUUCCCGCCAAAAAGCCCCUUGUUCACAUUAUUGGAAUGUUACUGGAAUACCACUAGAAUGUGAAAAAAACGUAAAACAGUGCAUUCCAGUCCACAUUAUUUUCUCGUAGUGUUCCAGUAGCGGUAACUGAAUAAGUGUUAGCCUGGAAUAAUAUGAACCGGGUAAUAUAUGACCAAAAAGUUUUACCGGAAUUUAAGAUUGUUAUUGGAUUUUCAAAAAAGUUCCUUCUUUUGUAAAGUAAAAAAAAUAUAUAUUUUAGAAUGUAUUGGGCACAAAUUGGGCAUUAUAAGAGUUGAUUUUUAGAGCAUUUAUCAUGUUUUUUGUUUAAAAUAUUGUUGGGUUUUUAAAAUGUUAUGUUUUUAGAAUAAAUGAAAUGAGAUGAU
Messenger RNA from Pectinophora gossypiella (pink bollworm), 3352 nucleotides. RefSeq names its product all trans-polyprenyl-diphosphate synthase PDSS2-like. The record is from RefSeq and is a predicted model, not a curated record. Gene Ontology annotation, molecular function: prenyltransferase activity. The coding region runs from base 105 to 1319 and encodes 404 amino acids. Gene Ontology annotation, biological process: isoprenoid biosynthetic process; ubiquinone biosynthetic process. Gene Ontology annotation, cellular component: transferase complex; mitochondrion. NCBI's taxonomy places the organism in Eukaryota, Metazoa, Arthropoda, Insecta, Lepidoptera, Gelechiidae. The transcript has 2 exons.